Messenger RNA from Pyricularia oryzae 70-15, 1557 nucleotides. RefSeq lists its product as uncharacterized. The record is from RefSeq and is a predicted model, not a curated record. The coding region runs from base 50 to 1318 and encodes 422 amino acids. The transcript has a single exon. NCBI's taxonomy places the organism in Eukaryota, Fungi, Ascomycota, Sordariomycetes, Magnaporthales, Pyriculariaceae.
CAAAGCCUUGCAACCCAUUCCUAAUUAAUUAAUUAUUCCAAGUCCCAGUAUGUUGUCACCAAGGAAACGAUUGAUGCGCACACCUUCAAAACCGACAGCGAUAAAACGGUCAAAAAGAAAUAUACUCAUACUGGGACAUUUUAACGUCAGUCUCGACAAGAAUUGGUAUGCAUCUUGGAUAAAGCAGCGACUCAAGGAUCUGCCUCCAUCUCUAUUAGAAAUCGAGGUUUCUGGGGUGCCUUUAGGCAGGCCCGGUAGCUAUGAGCGACUGGCUCAAGCUAUCGAUCAAUUCGCCCUCCGGAUGGAAGGCACCAGUGUUGACGACAUCAUCGAGCACCUAUGCGAAACAAAUGUUUUACGAAAAGAUCAGCACGCUUCUUCAACAUCUUACCGAGUCCUCGUUUUUGCUUGCCUAGGUUGGCAAAGCAUGUUGUUUCUACCCGCUUUCAAUGUCUGCUCAUUUGCGGAACUGGCCAUUUAUUACGACGAUAACCAGCCCAAUUCUGGAUUGGUAUUUGACACAUUCAGGGUCCCCAGCCAUCUUUCGGACCGACCCUUGUCGAUAUUAUUGAAAGCCUUCGGCCACAUCCUCCCUGCAGGACCAACAAGAGCAUUGUCAUUACCCACCGAGACAUUAAAAUCUGUGGCAUCGUGGAAAGCAUUGUGGCCGGAAGAAAUUAAUGUUUAUUUACUCCAAGUACUUCUGCGCGUGCGUUUGCGUUGGGUGGAUUGCUUGGCUCUGCACCUGGAUUACGACAAAUCGACUCAAACCCUAUGUCUCUUUGCAUAUCCGUCUAUGUGUGCCUCUAUGCUAGACUCCCAUGGCACGAUUUUUGCAUUUGCCAGCAUCGAGACAAAUGCCGCCGACCCUCGUGCCGACAGAGGAGAAAUCAAUUGCUUUUUACGGGAGGUUCUCCUUUCAUACCGACUCCUUUUCGGACAGUGCCCGAAAUCUAGAAGACUUUUUCGAUCCAUUGGUCCCUCGGCACAAAUAUUUCAAUACGGGCCAGACACGUUGCUGCAGCAGCUUUGCACAAACAAGCAGCUUUCACAGGCCGGUAUGGGCUGGGUGCCAGACGACCGUGCUGUGUAUUACGCGUCAAAAGACUUCAGCAUUCUGCGCGAUCGGGUCGAGUUGAUAAGCAAUGAGUUGGAAAAGGUCAGGCCUAGGUCUAUGGGGGAUCUCGUUCACGACAAAAGGGAUGCAGUGCAAUAUUGGACAUUUUGGUCGAUCUCCAUCAUCGGCGGCAUAAGUAUUGUUCUAAGCCUCACUCAAAUCAUUCUACAGUGCCUGCAAUUGGCGCAGGAUAACAGUUAAUGGUGGCGCAAGCAAUAAAACUGGUCAGCUUUGGCAGCUGCGGGGCAUUUAGCAUGUGGAUGCUCUUCUAGCCAACCCCGCCACACACGUCAGCAGAAAAAGCGCCUAACCAUAGUGACAUGGUAUAUAAUAACCCCGCCCGUAGGGAUGGAUAUAUUUGUAUUUAUCUCAAGGCUCGGAUUCUCGAACCUCUUCUUGAACUACUAAAAUUCUCCUUGUAUACGCUCGCAAAUUCCAUG